AUCUGGGGCACCAAUUUGCAAAAAGUAGAAACAGGCGUGCAUUAUAUAUUUGAGUUGAGAAGAAGCACUAGUCUUUUCUCUUUAGACCUUUAACUCUUCUCUCACCCUUUUUCUGUGUAAAUGUCCUGCAACUCCGAUCCAUUGUAGGUUCAGAGUUUUAGGAUCGUGUUAGUGGUUUGUUCCCGCCAAAACCUGCAAAGUAAAGCUCUUAGCUUUUUCCUACUAUCAACUUUUCUUUUCUUUUCUUUUUUUUCUCCAACGAACCCUCCAUCAUAAUAGUACAGUGUCAGUCCUUAGUACCCCCACUCAGUCCUUGUGCUUUUACUCUUGUUUCUCUAACUAUAUUUACUCCUUUAAAUUAAAGUCCUUCCCCCCCCCCCCCCCCGGUUGGUACUUAUGUCCAUUUGUUCCCCCUCUGUCUCUCAUCAUCUCUUUCCAUAAAUUCAUCCCCCUCUACUGCUCACCUCCACUUCUCCUCCAGUUCUGUUAAAACCAACAAUUGAUCUCUUUUUUUUAACAACAAUAUGAUUUUACAGCCACCAGUAAAAUUCUCUGAACACUUGGUCACUACAAACAAGCAAGUUCAUGAGCUGAACAUGAAGAAUCCACAAAAAGUUGUUCGAAUCAUACUUACCGACGGCGAUGCAACGGAUUCAUCCGACGACGAAGACGAUCAAUUCAUGGUACGAAGAGUGAAGAGAUAUGUGACUAAAAUCAACUUUACACUGCUACCGGAGUCACCAAAGCAAGAGUCUCAACCUCAACAAAGUAGCAGGAAACGGUGUUUGCCUUCAUCGGAUAGUGACGUCGGCUGCCGGAAAAAAUACAGAGGCGUCCGUCAAAGACCAUGGGGUCGCUGGGCCGCCGAGAUUCGUGACCCUACACGUGGGAAACGUGUCUGGUUAGGAACUUACGACACGCCGGAGGAAGCAGCCACCGUGUACGACAGAGCUGCCGUUAUGCUUAAAGGUCCCGAUGCCGUUACCAACUUUGCAUUAGUCUCGCCGGCGAUUGAAACGUCGGAGGCGGAGUCCAUCAUCGUCAGCCCAGCGAAGACUGAAGUUUCUUCAAAGGAUGUGGCUUUAUCGCCGACGUCCGUUCUCCGUUCUGAUGAUUUUGGACCGUUCGAUGGCAGCCUAGGGUUUAGCGAAGUGGACGCUUUCGGUUUCGAAAUUGACUCCCCUUUUGGUCUAACGGGAUUUGGAAUGUCGGAGAAAUAUUUCGCCGAGGAAUUCAGCGAGUUUGACUUCGACGAUUUUGCCGUCGAAGUCACAUAAUCGUGAGGGGCAAUUUCGUCAUUGAAAAAUGUCGCGGUGACGUGGAUUAUUUUUGGCGGCAAUAUACGGUGUGCAUAGCAGUACAGUAGUAGUAUACGUCGGAAAUCAUACGGCGAUUUUUGUGAGAGAUAUUUCAAUUUCUUUUUAUGGUCAAUUAUAUACAUAUAGGAAAUUGUAAAACGACUUGUUUAAAUUAUUAAGAUAAAUUAUUAAUUAUGACAAGAGUGGAAAGUGGGGUCUGUAGUAUUUGGUAUAAGAAGAGUGUUCGAGAGUGAUAUUUCUUGGUUAUCA
Nicotiana attenuata is the source of this 1568-nucleotide messenger RNA. RefSeq names its product pathogenesis-related genes transcriptional activator PTI6-like. Gene Ontology annotation, molecular function: DNA binding; DNA-binding transcription factor activity. The record is from RefSeq and is a predicted model, not a curated record. NCBI's taxonomy places the organism in Eukaryota, Viridiplantae, Streptophyta, Magnoliopsida, Solanales, Solanaceae. Gene Ontology annotation, biological process: regulation of DNA-templated transcription. The coding region runs from base 525 to 1277 and encodes 250 amino acids. The transcript has a single exon.